Messenger RNA from Meloidogyne enterolobii, 720 nucleotides. The record is from the annotation of a GenBank genome assembly. Lineage: Eukaryota; Metazoa; Nematoda; Chromadorea; Rhabditida; Meloidogynidae.
UAAUUAACCAGGUUAGUUAAUACAGUUUUUACGGUAUUCAUCCCCGAACCAUAAACUAGUGGUUUUAAACUAGGAUGGCAACCCGGCCCCCGAAACCAUGACGAAUUACUACUAACUGAUUGUAAGAAAGUGGAAAGAAUUUAUAUACAUAUUAUAUAAAAUAUACAUGGGAAAAUACAAUUGUAAUAAAGAAAAAUGAGUAUAAUAAAUUGUAACUAAUGAAUAUCUCAUUAAUACGGUUAUGCUUUACAGUAUUAAAUGGAUCUAAUCUACUCUCUACUUUUUAAGCUUUCAAAUCACCCAAUUGUCGACAUAUCCAUCAAAGACAAAAACCUGAUAAACUCAAUUUUACCAAUUAUUGAAGCCAAAAAACGUAUUAUGCAUGCAUUUAAUGACUUGGAUGAUAUAUUCCUUAAGGGCCCGAUUUUCUUUGAAGAAAUAAUUUUAGCUAAUUUUAACAUUUUUAAUCUAACUGAUAAUUUUUCGCCAAAUCCAAUUCCAAUACCUUUUGUUGAAUUAAAAAAUUGGGAAUCUUCAGUAGAAAAUGAAGGAAUGUUUAACGAUCGUUAUCACAAAUAUUUAUUAGUUGACAGACUUUUGCUGGUUUGUAUAGCUAAAUCUAUGCCUGUUUUUGAAAAAUUGACUUUAUCUGAUCAGGUAUAUAUAAUCUAUAUGAAGGUGAUGAGAAUUGUGAAGCAAAUUUGCUUCAAUCUUUUAUAG